Entelurus aequoreus (snake pipefish) is the source of this 5719-nucleotide messenger RNA. RefSeq lists its product as uncharacterized. Bases 305 to 847 code for a protein of 180 amino acids. The record is from RefSeq and is a predicted model, not a curated record. NCBI's taxonomy places the organism in Eukaryota, Metazoa, Chordata, Actinopteri, Syngnathiformes, Syngnathidae. The transcript is spliced from 4 exons.
GAGUCAGUGCCCACACCCCUCCUCCACUCUGCCGCUCAGUCUUUCUCUCUUUCUGCUGUGGACCAGUCCCUCAGCCUACCUCACGUCCACAAAGUGACCACAGCUUCUUCUCCAAACAUCUUCGGAUCUCCUUGGCUUUACCAUUCUUGACCUUUUUUGGCUUGUUGUUUUUUUUUUGGCUCCCUCACUCUCUGCCGUGUGAGGACUUCAGUGACGUUGCUCUCUACCCCCCCACCACCACACCCCCAGAAGUGCGCUCGGGAGUCUCUUCAUUCAUCACGGCCCAGGACCGGAUUUGACCGCCAUGAAUGUUCAGCUGCUUCUCCUGUUGGCCGUCUGCGCCUUCACACAUGCAAGUCCCACCGCCCUCCCAACAGAGCGUGGCAUUUUUGCAACUGACUCAGUAGCAGACGUCACCUCGGAGGCCACGGAAGCCAGCAAGGAUCAUGAAGUGGUCACCGGUCCCCCUACGACUGAGCCGCCAACAGCCGAACAACAAGUGACGACAGACACCGUGACGGAGGCGCCUUCACCUCAGGUUACAACCAACGGCGAGGAGGAGACCGAAACCCCUGCUCCCGCUGCAACUGCAGAACCUGAGCCCCUUAGCACUGAGCCCCCUGCUGUGGAGACCGAUGUGCCAACUGAGCCUGCCGUGGUCAGCCCUCAGUGGACGGAAGCUAGCCAGACCAACACGGGCGAUGAAGUGAUUGUAGAAGACGAAGCAGCAGAAGGCCUGAGCUCUGGUCAGGUGGUCGGCAUCGUGAUUGGUGCCUUGUUGGCCGUGAUCAUUGUCGGCGCCGUGGUGGUUGCUGUUGUGAGGAGGAUGGGAAAAUAUUCGCCCUAAAGAAGAACAAGAAGCCGGCAAAGCAGCAAAAGUUGUCAAAGUUCUGGAAAUUCUGAACUACUGAACUGUGACGUCAUUUCCAAUCAUUAAAAAAAAAAAAAAAAAAAAAAAAAAAAAUCAUUGUGACACCGGAAGUUAAUGAUUCUAACCCGGACUCUGGACUGUUGCCAAAAAAGAAGGCACGGGAGGCUAGUAUGUGUGUUUGUAUGUACUGUACUGUAUGCAUGUAUGUCUAAUGUAUGUAUGUAUGUAUGUCAGACAAGAGGAGUACUCGUUGCUCAGCUCAUUUACUUCACGAACGCCCCCUGGAGGGAUUAUUCUAAAAAAAAGAUUCCGGAUUGGAUACGAGAUAUUUUAAGGGCUUAAGUGAUAGUUAGAUUUUCCUAGACACUGUAGUACUUUAAACAAAGGAAGCUAGCAGGCCGCUUCCUGGGUUCACAGAGGAUGAUAUAUUGUAGUAUUAUGGCACAGCACCAUUUUGUUUCCAUUGGGAUUCAAAACAGCAAAGAAACUGUUGAACUGAAAAAAAUUGCUAACAAGAGUGAAACGUCAAGCACAGGUUCAUAUUUGCGUUUGUUUCAUCCUAAAGUGAAGCUUAUGGAAAGUAAGGUAAAAAAAAAAAAAAUACAAGGAGUGCAGUAUUUGUUUUGGUUUAUCAAUUCAGUUCAAAGAACAUGACGAAUUUGCGUUUCACGGAGAGCAAAUUAUGCUUUGAAUUACCUUAAGAGAAAGCGAUUUCCUUUUACGAUAGUAAAAACGUUACGGAGCGCCAUGUUUGUGUUUGUCUCGUUAGUUUGCAAGCUACUUCCUGGUUCAAGUAGAAUAGGCUUCGAGAGUUCUACUUUUUUGCAUUUGCGUUUUGAGACGGGCAGCAACUAUUUUUAAUGACUUAAAUUGGAGAGAGAAAAAAAAACUAAAUUCUUGUAACAGAAGUAAAGAAAUAAGGUUUCUGUAUUGUUUGUAUUGUAUUUGUUAGUUUGCAUGCUACUUUUGUGUGCUUUCUUCUAGAGCAGGCCUGGGCAAUUAUUUUGACUCGGGGGCCACAUUUAGAGAAAAAAAUGUGUCUGGGGGCCGGUAUGUCUAUUUUUAGGAACACUAAUACAAAACCUCACAAUAAUGUCUGAUUGAAUGCUAAAAACGUUAUGACAGACCGCCUUAAACAACGUAAUGGAAUUUCACAUGUUUCUAUGAACGAUAAAACACUGAAUAUUGACAAAAUAUAAAUGUCACACCCCCUUUCGAUCGACAUAUUUUACAAUCAAGUGAAACGCAACAAAAAUGCAACAAACAGUGAAAUAUGAACGCGAAGGGUACAAAAUAAACCCACCUACAAUCUGAUAUAUCUGAUAUUUGCUGAAUUCCCCCCAGGGAUCAAUAAAGUACUUUCUAUUCUAUUCUAUUCUAUUCUAUUCUAUAUAUCACUAAGCUUUGUUGUAAAAAAUCUCCUUCCGCGUCUGUGGAAACGCUUCCCGCCCACACUGCUUGGUGCCUCGUCUGAGCUGCUGUGACGUAGAUGACCAUAGUAACUAAUUAGAUUACCAUUGUAACUGGUAAAUCAUCCAUAAGCGCAGAUUCCAACCAUUGAAAUACUUUGUAUAGUUCAAGACUUACGGUCAUUAGAAAACAUGACUGCACAUCAUAAUGGCAGCUACAGUUUCCAUCUUAAACAUCUAAAAUAAUUAUUUGAGAAUGUCCGGCGGGCCAGAUUGAAAAGCUCAACGGGCCGCAUGUGGCCCCGGGCCUUAAUUUGCCCAGGUCUGUCCUAGAGGUUGGAAUCUUUGGGCACCUCAUGAUUCGAUUACGAUUCAGGGGUUACGAUUCGAUUGUAAAUCGAUUAAUUAUGUAUAUUUUAUUACUAUUUUAUAACCUAUUAUGAUUAUUAUUAUUAUUAUUAUUAUUUAUUGUGAAUGUAUUUUACCUAAUUAUUAAUACGUAUAAAAGGCUCCUCCUAUGGCAAAUGACGUAUGCGGUAUUGCCUCAUUUCCGCUUUUGGAUGUGAGUGCGCACAGCAUAGAUAUUUAUGUGUAAUAAUAGAUACAUGAGAAUUGCCUGCUAAGUGAUAAAAUAAAUAAACCUCCCCAAUAUAUCUGCCCCCUAUGUACCCAUUCAUAUCCAUGGCUGACAGUGUUGCCGCACUAAAUGAUAUUAUUCUCUCUCCUGACUUAUCAAUAUACUUGCUAAUUUCCUCUUCUGAGCUGGUUACAACUCUGUCGUAACAUACUGUCGUUAAACUUGUGUUAAAGUGUACAAAACAUGUAUUCUUCUCUUGUUUCACUACUUCACAUUCAAGCUAGCGUAGCGCCACGGCUAGCCUAGCUUGUCUUUUCUUUUUCCCGUCCCCGUGUGUGUCUGCGCUAGGUUGGAAUUUUUAAAACUGUCUCUAUUACUUAAACACACUUAAAUAAUCGAUUCAGAAUACACGUUCCAAUCUUAAUGCAUUGGAGAAUUCAUCAUUUUCCCCACCUCUACUUCCUUGACAUGUGUUGACGCGUAAUCUUGCUAGCUAACAAACUAACAAUAGUUUUCAUGAGCGGCAGAGGAAAUUAAACACACUCUAGUUCAGUGGUUCUUAACCUUGUUGGAGGUACCGAACCCCACCAGUUUCAUAUGCAUAUUCACCGAACCCUUCUUUAGUGAAAAAUAAAAUGUUUUGUUUUUUUUCGAAUUCAAGACAAAGUUAUAUGUAUUUGGUAACACUUUAGUAUGGGGAACAUAUUCUAAGUAACAAAGACUUAAUUUAGAGUUUUUUGGACACUAGGGGAACAUAUUCUAAGUAACAAAGACUUACCGUAUUUUUCGGACUAUAAGUCGCUCCGGAGUAUACGUCGCACCGGCCGAAAUUGCACAAUAAAGAAGAAAAAAAACAUAUAUACGUCGCACUGGAGUAUAAGUCGCAUUUUUGGGGGAAAUGUAUUUGAUAAAAUCCAACACCAAGAAUAGACAUUUGAAAGGCAAUUUAAAAUAAAUAAAGAAUAGUGAACAACAGGCUGAAUAAGUGUACGUUAUAUGAGGCAUAAAUAACCAACUGAGAACGUGCCUGGUAUGUUAACGUAACAUAUUAUGGUAAGAGUCAUUCAAAUAACUAUAACAUAUAGAACAUGCUAUAUGUUUACCAAACAAUCUGUCACUCCUAAUCGCUAAAUAACAUGAAAUCUUCCUCCUCUGUGUCGCUCCUGGUAUGCCCCGCUAGCGUCCAUUCUUUCUACUGCUCGAUCGCCGUUCUCUGGUGCAUAUUUCACUACGUCCAGCUUGUAAUCUGCAGUAUAUGAUUUCCUUUUCGGUGCCAUUUUAGUUCAGUCCUUCUCAGUUUUUAUAAGUUACCGCCAACGUUGAUGUGAGCCAUUUUAAUAGCUUCGGCAGUAGCGUAUAGCAUAUAGCAGUUAGCAUUCCAAAACCCACAAUGCACUUCUGCCAUGACCCGCCCCCGCCAAAUUCUUAUUGGUUGGCGUGUGAGUGACGAUUGUUGACGUGUGUGUGUGACGAUGGCUGCCAUUUGCUUCGUCGCUCACGCGAAUGAGAUAAAUAAUAUUAUUUCAUAUUUUACGGUAAUGUGUUAAUAAUUUCACACAUAAGUCGCUCCGGAGUAUAAGUCGCACCCACGGCCAAACUAUGAAAAAAACUGAGACUUAUAGUCCGAAAAAUACGGUAAUUUAGAGUUAUUUGGUUAGGGUUAUGGUUAGAGGGUUAGGGUAAUAAUAAGGCCAUGCCGAAUAAGGCAUUAACAAGUACUUAAUAAUGACUAGUUACGAGCCAAAUAUGUUACUAAUUUGCAUGUUAAUAAGCAACUAAUUAAUGGUGAAUAUGUUCCCCAUACUAAAGUGUUACCAUGUUUUUUUACUGGUGCACAAAAUGAACCGUGCAUGAACAUCACCUUGUUCAAAGAACAAAACCAACACAGUGCAUAAACUCACAACAAAUUACACACCUGCAAAUCAGUCUGCUGUUGCCGUAUCCGUAAUACGCCGAUAGGGAGGAGUUUGUAUUUACACGAUGAGUCGGGUGUGUCUUGACCUCCGCCGAACCCCUAAGCCCGACUCACCGAACCCCUAGGGUUCGAUCGAACCCAGGUUAAGAACCACUGCUCUAGUUACACAAGAACAGCAAUGAUGGUUAUAAAUUCCACACAAUGUAUAAAAGGACUACGUUAGACGACGGCACGUAGCGUAAAGCUAACAUUAGCAGCUGUUCGCUAUUAUUUUCCUUAUUUUCACUGACCUGUUAAUGGCCAACUGUAUGACGCACCUUGUGCAGAAGUGGCCGGAACAUCAAAAUGUCGCACUGUCGAGUGUGUGGUAACAAAAAAGAAAAGGUGCCCUUGUGACAUUCUGACUAAUUUAACACUGACAUCUAAAAACCUAAUACAUAUCUGUGAAAUUUAGCAGAAGGGUUUGUGCCACUGACACUGGUUUUCUUCUGGUCGAUUGGAGCUGGGUGUUCGAGUGCAUCAUCACCGUGUACGUCACUUCAAAAAGUAACUUCAAUGUUAAGUCUGCUACAAAUUCUGUGUUGUGAGUUCAUUACCAGAUUUGGCCGUGGCACUUAGUUCAAAUGCACAGGCGCUAAUAAUGCCCUGCUUUGUUACUUCACCAGUGCGCGUGAAAGGGUGUACAAAUAAUGAAGUCUCGGCUUGGCUUCGCUUGCCUUACCAACUUGCGUAAUGUGCACUAAAUGAGUGAUGUAAUGAUCGUUAAUGAAUAGGCUUUAAGACACAGCAAAAGGUUUGCAACGACGUGUUUUUGUUUUUCCUCCCUCCCUGCCUUGCCGUAAUACCAGGUUCAUUUGUGCCAUCGUGUUUUGUUUCAAGCCUUUUAUUUAAUUGCGGUGUUUUUUUGUUUGUUCAUACUGUUUCAAUAAAAAAAUAAAAUGUAAACA